Molecule: messenger RNA, 4681 nt
Organism: Temnothorax curvispinosus
Lineage: Eukaryota; Metazoa; Arthropoda; Insecta; Hymenoptera; Formicidae
Gene: hh
Product: sonic hedgehog protein A
Exons: 4
Coding region: 2128-3486 (452 amino acids)
Biological process (GO): regulation of gene expression; intein-mediated protein splicing; cell-cell signaling
Molecular function (GO): patched binding; calcium ion binding
Source: RefSeq, a predicted model, not a curated record
CGAAACUUACAUAUCCUCAAUUUACUUUCUCGUUUCAUUCCUUUCUGCGAAAUCGUACGAAUAAAUGAGCAAAACGUUUAUACGAUUAGUGUCAAGAAUUAGGAAAUAUUAUUUCCCGACCGGACGAAGAGCUUUGCUUUCUAACGCAAUAGUAGUUAUCGCGGUUGUAGUUAUCGCCAGAAAUGCCGCGGGCACGUUUCGGCACGACGUUGUGUAAAUGCGGACAGGCCAGUCCGCAUCGUCUGUGUAUUCGGGAAAGAUGUUUAUUAUCAGUAAACUGAACUCUUUGCCGUAUCCCCCUUCUCUGCUUGUUCUCUACCCUCCGUGAGGUAGACUUAGACUUUCAUAUCAGUUGCCGUGUAGCUGUGCCCGGUCUCGUAUAUUUUACUCGCGCGAUACACUCCGCCGCUUAUAAUGUCGAUCAACGGUAUUUGGCUCGCAUAAUCGGUCCUCCGACCUGCAAAUACCAUAUUGCGUUUCUCGCAAACGGAUCGAACGAUGACGAUGAUCAAUGAUCGUGCAACACGCGCACAUCUGUAAUCGGAAUGAUUCACGUGCAGAUUUUUUUCACGAUAUCUCGUGAAGCGUGAAAGUGCUCGAAAUGAUAACGAGCAACUUGUGCCAAUUUACACGGUCAUUUAUCAAUUAACAAUAAAAAGAAACCACUAAAAAGAAAACACUACAGUAAAUAAUAAUUGCUAAUUAUUAUUCACACGCGUCCAUAUUAUUUAGUCUACGUGUAAUACAAUAAUCGUCGAAAGUCACGCUAUUUAAAUACCAGUUUUGAAGUCCUUUCGUGAAAAUCUCACAGGAUGCGGGAAGGAAUUGCGAAAUUACGUCGAAGUGAGCCACGAGUACUAAUGGUAGAAAAAGAAACGUGAAGAGUCGAGUGUGAGCGAAGAGGAAGAAAUUGAAGAAGAAGUAGAAGAUGAAGAGUACGAAGAACGGAAUCCUACGGCGUUCCAAGUAUCCGUCAAGGUCAUUCUCGCAAGCUUCCUACACUUCACGCGUCACUUUUAUCACAUUUCUAAUGCGUCCCUUGAGGGUAGAAAAUCAUUGAGAACUUGACAACGAAUCCUAUAUGUAACAUAAUGUCGGAAUACAUAGUGGAAAGUCUAAACCGAGCUAAAAGAGAGAGCGCGAUAGGCGGAAAGAAACCGACGCACUCCGAUGAAGAGAAGAACGGAGUAACGAGAGGUACAGCGGGCCUCGUGACGUCAGUCACGCGUACCGGGAGGCCCUAGGUGGAGGGGCGAGAUCAUCCACCACCACCUUUGGAGGCCACGAAAGCCUCACGGGGACCAGCAGCUAGCAGCAGCCAGCGGCGGUGGUCUCGCCGGCUGUUUGCCGCGAGGUGGGGGCAGGAAGAGGGGUACUCUCCUGGACCUGGUCAGACCAAAGAAACAACGCAGGAGUACCCACCGAAACCCAUCCUGCAUUUCCCACCACCGGCUCGUCCGGAAAACGUGCGCUAGCUUCCGGACGUCGUUCGUCCGAGUUCAGUCAAGUGAGUCGACUCGCACGUACCUCCUCUCCAACGAAAAUCGCAGAAGGUUCCGCUCCGGAAAGGCGGGAGUGUUGGCGCGUGCCGACGAGAAUUUAAAAGGCCCGGUACUGAUAGGGAGAACGUCGAUCAGUCGAGGAAACAGUCGCUUUAGAAUAAAUUUCCGAUCGAAUCCGACGACGUCUACGAUGUAGAGAGAUUCGUCUUCGUAGACCCUCCGACUUGGUGCCACGACUUGAUAAUAUUCCGACGUGGUGAUCGUAUGUCGGCUCCUUUCGGUAUUUACAAAAGAAAAAAAAGAAUCUUUAACGAUCUUUCGAAAGGUUUGUAGCCUCGCGUUAAUUCGCCGAUCGGUCGCGCGCGGAGUUUAUCAACGCAACUACGGGGAUCACAUCGGUGGUAAGAGUGCGUGCACGGGGGGUGUGUGAUGCUCUGGUUAUGGUUAACCGUGAGUGAGGUCAGUGGCAAGAGGCGAAGAAGAAGAAUCGGUAGCAGAACGUCAAGCGGAUUGUCACCCUCGACAUCGUUCCUGCCGCCGUCGUCGUCGUCGUUCUGCCAGCCGUUCUGGAGACGACGAGAGCAGUGACCGCGCAAGGUCGACCUCGAGGCAGAGGCACGCGAUUAUGGUGCACCAUCAUCAUCGUCGCCGCGGCCUCCAGGCAACCCACCACUGUGCCAUUGGGAGUCGCGUAGGCACACGCGCCUCGCUCUUCCAGGUUCUCAUGUUGAUUCUUAGCUUCUGGCUGCCCGUACUCGAUAACGGUGGCCUUGCCCUGGCAUGCGGACCCGGCAGAGGCGCCGGCCGACGGCCGAAUCUGAGAAAACUUACCCCUCUGGUGUUCAAACAGCAUGUGCCAAAUGUCAGCGAAUUCUCCUUACCGGCAAGCGGGCUUCGCGAGGGAGAGGUGAGGAGAAAUGACGCUAAGUUCCGAGACCUGGUACCCAAUUACAACACGGACAUCAUUUUUAAGGACGAGGAAGGCACCGGCGCCGAUCGUCUCAUGACACAGAGGUGCAAGGAGAAACUCAACACCUUGGCGAUCUCGGUGAUGAACCAAUGGCCUGGAGUGAAACUGCGGGUGACCGAGGCCUGGGACGAGGAAGGGACACACGCGGUAGAUUCCCUGCACUUCGAGGGACGAGCCGUCGAUAUAACGACGAGCGAUCGCGAUCUCUCCAAGUACGGGAUGCUGGCGAGACUCGCGGUUGAGGCUGGCUUCGACUGGGUCUACUACGAGUCCAGGUCCCACAUACAUUGCUCCGUCAAGUCUGAAUCGUCGUCAGCAGGCAAGUCUAGUGGGUGCUUUCCCGGGAGAAGUCUGGUCCGGACGGAGGACGGCAGUACGAAGAGGCUGGACGAGGUGCAUCUCGGCGAGCGUAUCGCCGCUCUGGAUUCCCGUGGCGACGUUGUGUACAGCGAGGUGAUCGCUUUCCUGGACCGUUCUCCAUCCGAGAGGAGACAGUUCAUCCGCCUAACGACUAAGUCCGGCCGAGUGCUCACGUUAACGCCAGCGCAUCUGGUGCCGGUGGAGGGUCGGUCGUCGGUGUUUGCCUUCAGCGUGCAACCCGGCGAUAGGAUCCUCGUGAGUGACACCGAUGCGACGAGCGCGGCGAAUGAGGUGGACAGUCGUCUGCGAUGGGACAGCGUGGUCGAGACGAAGCUGGUCCUCGAGGAGGGAGUCUACGCCCCGCUUACGAUGGAGGGCACCCUUCUCGUAGACGACGUUGUCGCGUCCUGCUAUGCCGUCGUUAAUAGUCAAUCGGUGGCGCAUUACUCCUUCCUGCCGCUGAGGAUUUGGCACAGCAUAACAUCCUUUUUUCGGCAAAGGCUGGGCGACCCGCAACACCUCGUGGAGAGACAUAACAAUGCAUCCAGAACGGAACCGACGACAGGAGGAGAGCAAGAGGGCGUCCACUGGUACGCGUCGAUGCUCUACUCGUUCGCCUCCUACGUGCUGCCGUCGAAGAUGCUCUACAACUGAGAUCUUCAAGAACGAUAGACCUCGUGCUCCGAAUCAAGUGUCGAGUGAAUCAUCGAGCAUACGCUCGAGUGUUCAGUGCAAGAUUCGAAAGACUUCUCGAAGCCACGAAACUUAGUGUUGAUUAAUCAUCGGGACGUCGCCUCGUCUCUCGGGACUUGAUUUUUUAUGGAUCGUUGUCAUGGAUUCCGGUUACACGCAUGUCGUUGAAGACAGUUAACGUAUGACCGCGGGGUUCCUGUUGUGAGAAAUGCGUGUAUUUAAUACAUGGAACAAAAGACGUCGUCGUAGGCGAGAGACAUAAAGUUGGCCAGUGACCUACCAGUGUUCACCGAAUGACGUGUGGAAUAUUAAAUCCUUAGGACGAUAGCAAAAUAGAAAAAAUGGAAAACAGAGUUUUAGGGAGAAUCGGGACUUUUUUCUCUUCACGUUUUAAAUGUAUGUACACAUUAUACUGAUAUACAAGUAUUUCUUCUCUAUUUUUUUAGUGUUCGCGCAUCGUGUGCGUCUCGUCCGGUAUACUUGUUUCUGAGAUGUCGAAGGGAAUUGCCUUUGUGUCGCGGAAAUGUGUGUAAGAUAAUUGCCGAUUAUUCUAUUGUAACGUUAUUCCAAACGAUCUUCUGGAUGUACGUGCGAGCAGUAAGAAAGCGUCUAUAUUUUUAAAUGUACGUUGUUGAAAUCGUAAUUAAUUUAAAGGAAUGAAGAAGUAUCAUUACUUUAAGUAGGAUCCACAACGCGUCUUUAUAGAAUAAUAAAAGAUUAUUGUAUAUACCCCGCUUUUUUUGUUUUCCCUCCUUCCUCUAACGCAAUGAGGAGGGGGUGUAGCCUACUUCUUUUUUUCAUUCUAUUAACAUUGCUUGUAUCCCAUAUACAUAUAAUUUAAUGUUACAUAUCCGAAAUUGUAAUUAUAGGUCUAUUCAGUUCGAGCCGCACUUUCUUUCUUUUGAAAGAAAAUCGAUAUACAUUUGGAAGAUAGAAACGAGAGAAGCAAAUUGCAAAGAAAGUGCGACUAAAAAAGUAAACAACCUUAUAGAUAUUUAUUGUCACUAUCGAUUGUGGCAAUAACUAUCGAUUACCGCUGUACAAUAAUGUUAAAUCGCAUUGUUCUCCGUGUCAUAUUUUUAACAAUAGUCAAUUAUAAUCAACAUGUUAACAAAAGUUAAUUAAUUAUUUUAAUAAUAUAAGAACUAUUUUUCAU